CAGCUGUGUGGCCGAUUCGCUUCGAAUGGCAGCUGUUGCAACUAUUUUGGUUUGGUUCUUUUCCGAUCUUAUUUAUAUAUAGAACACCGCACGUUGAAUUUUCUCACUCAGAGUGCCCAUUUUUCCGCUAACCAUCUGUAUCUGUAUUUAUUUUUGUGUGUGUUCGAAAGCGAUCGAGAAGUUUCUGGCAACCGAAAUUUUACAAAAAAUUGUGCAACCAUGACGAAUACCAUCAGCGAGGAAGUAUCCGAUGCCGGCAGCUACAAAAAUAAGGGCAACGAGGCUUUCAAGGCCUCCCGCUGGGAGGAGGCAGUGCAGCACUAUGGGAGUGCCAUAAGGACAGGCUCCAAGCACAAGGAGCUGCCAGUUUUCUACAAAAAUCGUGCUGCUGCAUAUUUGAAGUUGGAAAAGUAUGAAAAAGCCGUGGAGGACUGCACGGAAUCGUUGAACGCGGCUCCUGGGGAUCCCAAAGCUCUAUUUCGCAGGGCGCAAGCCUAUGAGGCUCUAGAAAAGUUUGAAGAGGCCUACAAAGAUGCCACCGCUUUGUUUAAGGCGGAUCCCAGCAACAAGACCGUACAGCCCAUGCUCCAGAGACUUCAUAUCAUCGUGGAGGAGCGAGUGGCCCGUAAUGCCAAGACUUCCACGAAAGUCAAGCAGAUGAUGGACCUUACCUUUAACUUGGACACUCCCAUCGACAAGCGCCGUUCCGCAGCCAAUAACUUAGUAGUUUUGGCCAAGGAGCAGACUGGCGCCGAGCUGCUCUAUAAGGAUCACUGUAUCAACAAAAUAGCCUCCCUAACAAAGGUAGAAAAGGAUCAGGACAUCUAUGUGAACAUGGUGCGCGUGGUAGCAGCUCUUUGCGAAAAUAGCGUGGAGCGAACCAAAGGCGUUCUAACGGAACUGGGUGUACCCUGGUUUAUGAGGGUUCUCGACCAGAAACACGAGGAAUGUGUUGCCACCGCCCAGUUUUGCUUGCAAACAAUUCUAAAUGCUUUGUCCGGACUGAAAAACAAAACAGAAUCCAAGCCAGACAAGGAGUUGUGCUCGAAGAACAAUCGCGAAAUUGACACACUUCUCACGUGUCUGGUUUAUAGCAUUACAGAUCGCACCAUUUCCGGAUCGGCUAGGGAUGCUGUUAUUGAGCUGAUCACCAGAAAUGUUCAUUACACUGCUCUAGAGUGGGCAGAGCGCCUGGUAGAGAUCAGGGGUCUAUGCCGUCUUUUAGACGUGUGUUCGGAACUAGCGGACUAUAAGUAUGAAAGUGCCAUGGACAUCACCGGUUCCUCAUCCACGAUUGCUUCCGUUUGUCUGGCCCGCAUCUAUGAGAACAUGUACUACGAUGAGGCUAAGCUGAAGUUUACGGACCAGAUCGAUGAGUACAUUAAGGACAAGCUUAUGGCGCCCGACAUGGAGUCCAAAGUACGGGUCACUGUUGCGAUUACUGCUCUGCUGAACGGUCCUUUGGAUGUGGGCAAUCAGGUUGUGGCCAGAGAUGGCAUCCUCCAAAUGAUACUAGCCAUGGCCACCACCGACGAUGAGCUGCAGCAGCGAGUGGCCUGCGAAUGUCUUAUCGCCGCUUCUUCUAAAAAGGACAAGGCCAAGGCUCUUUGCGAACAGGGUGUUGAAAUCUUGAAGAGGCUCUACCACUCUAAGAACGAUGCGGUUCGAGUUCGCGCCUUGGUGGGCCUUUGCAAGCUGGGGAGUUAUGGUGGCCAGGAUGCGGCCAUCCGUCCAUUUGGCGAUGGAGCCGCUCUAAAAUUGGCGGAGGCAUGUCGUCGGUUUCUGAUUAAGCCUGGAAAGGACAGGGAUAUCCGUCGAUGGGCAGCGGAUGGUCUGGCUUAUUUGACACUUGAUGCUGAAUGUAAGGAAAAGCUAAUUGAGGACACGGCUUCCAUUCACGCACUUAGGGACUUGGCCCGCGCUGGAGACCAGUCCUGUCUUUAUGGUGUGGUCACCACUUUUGUAAAUCUGUGCAAUGCUUAUGAGAAGCAGGAGCUAUUGCCAGAGAUGGUUGAGCUAGCCAAAUUUGCUAAACAACACAUACCGGAGGAGCACGAGCUUGAUGAUGUGGAUUUUAUCAACAAGCGUAUUACAGUGCUGGCAAAUGAGGGCAUAACAACUGCUUUGUGUGCUUUAGCCAAAACAGAGAGUCAUAAUUCCCAGGAGCUGAUUGCCAGAGUCUUGAAUGCAAUUUGUGGAUUGAAAGAGCUACGUGGAAAAGUGGUUCAAGAAGGAGGAACUAAGGCGCUUCUUCGCAUGGCGCUGGAAGGUACAGAAAAGGGCAAACGCCAUGCCAGUCAGGCAUUGGCCAGGAUUGGCAUAACGAUCAACCCUGAGGUGGCUUUCAGCGGUCAAAGAUCCCUUGAUGUAAUUCGUCCUUUGUUAAACCUGCUCCAGCAGGACUGCACGGCGUUGGAAAACUUUGAAUCCCUAAUGGCGCUUACUAAUCUGGCCAGCAUGAACGAAAGUGUGCGCCAGAGGAUCAUCAAGGAGCAGGGCGUGUCCAAGAUUGAAUUCUAUUUAAUGGAGGAUCAUCUUUACCUUACACGGGCAGCUGCCCAAUGUCUGUGUAAUUUGGUGAUGAGCGAAGAUGUGGUGAAAAUGUUUGAGGGCGAGAACGAUCGGGUAAAAUUCUUGGCACUGCUCUCCGAGGAUGAGGACGAGGAGACGGCCACGGCCUGUGCAGGAGCUCUGGCCAUGCUUACAUCGGUGUCCGUUAAGUGCUGUGAGAAAAUCUUGGGCAUUGCUAGCUGCCUGGACAUUUUGCACACUCUAAUCGCUAACCCCAGUCCGGCAGUUCAGCACCGUGGCAUUGUGGUGAUCCUAAACAUGAUAAAUUCUGGCGAGGAAAUCGCCAAAAAGCUUUUCGAGACGGACAUCAUGGAGCUGCUGAGCGGCUUGGGCCAAUUGCCGGAUGAAACGCGAGCCAAAGCCCGGGAGGUGGCCAUCCAGUGUCUGGCGGCAGCGGAGCGUUAUCGGAUCAUCGAGCGGUCCGACGAUGUAGAGAUCCCCGACGUGUUCGCCGAGAGUGCCAAGAUAACUGAGAUUAUCGAUGACUGAACGAAUAUUGUUUUGCACUCUAACCAUUCUGUGCCUUUUGUUUCUCCCUCAUUUUUCUUCUUUGAUAUACUCACCGUGUCAUCCCGAAACUUAAUUUAUUUUCAGCAAAAUAUCAAGUACACCCAAAUUGUUUUAUAAAUAUUGUACGAAUUUUUAAUUAAUUUCAAAAGAAAGUUUUUCGUUUUUGGAGGUAAUAAAUUUUACAGUUAAUGGGAAUAAAUUUUAUUCUCGUAACAAUAAUUUAAGAAGGAA
Messenger RNA from Drosophila rhopaloa, 3312 nucleotides. It is a transcript of the gene unc-45, whose product is annotated as protein unc-45 homolog B. The record is from RefSeq and is a predicted model, not a curated record. NCBI's taxonomy places the organism in Eukaryota, Metazoa, Arthropoda, Insecta, Diptera, Drosophilidae. The transcript is spliced from 3 exons. Gene Ontology annotation, molecular function: Hsp90 protein binding. Bases 220 to 3060 code for a protein of 946 amino acids.